CGCAGCGCAUGCUCCAGCUGGCCCUUCUCGGCGUCUCCCCCAUCCCCUCCCGUCGUCUCCGGCUCUCCGCCUCGGCGCCUCCCCUCCUCUCCGCAUCAGAUACCCGCACAAACCGAGCCAAAACCACGGGGGGAAAGGAGAAGCCGUCAGCGCCAUGGCGAUCUCCACCUGGAGCGCGCGCCUCCUCCUCACCCCUGCUCCCUCCCGCGCCGUCCCACUCCCGGCUCCCCCUCGCCCUGCCGAGAACCCGACCCGCGCCCCCUCCAUUUCAGUCUCCCGCCGCCGCCUCCACCUCGCGCGCCCCCGCCCGCCGCGGGCCUACAUCUCCGCGCCGGCGCCGGGCCCUGAGGCCGCCUACGCGCCGCCCUCCCUCGACGCGGCGGCGGCGGCGGCCGACGUCGCCGCCGCGAUCUCGUCCUCCGACGCCGUCACCUGGGCGGGCGUCUGGGCGCUCCUCUCGCGCCACAGGGCCCGCAUCGCGGUCUGCCUCGCGGCGCUCGUCGCCUGCACCACCUGCACCCUCUCCAUGCCGCUUUUCUCAGGCAGGUUCUUCGAGACGCUGAUUGGGCGGGGGAAAGAGCCACUGUGGAGGCUCCUGUCCAAGAUAGCCGUGCUGUACACGCUGGAGCCCAUCUUCACAAUCAUAUUUGUGAUCAACAUGACCGUCAUCUGGGAGCAGGUUAUGGCCAGGUUGCGGAGCCAGAUAUUUCGGAGGAUUCUCAUCCAAAAGAUGGUGUUUUUUGAUCGCCACAAGGUUGGUGAAUUGACCGGCUUGUUGACAUCUGAUUUGGGUUCCUUGAAGAAUCUUGUAAGUGACAACAUAUCCAGAGACCGGGGACUAAGGGCACUCUCUGAGAUCACCGGUACACUUUGUAUACUUUUCACACUAUCUACUGAGCUAGCUCCUGUUCUCGGGCUCCUAAUGGUCUCCGUCUCCGGGCUAGUUGCUCUUUUCAAGAGGUCAACUGUUCCCACUUUUAAAUCUUAUGGAAUCGUGCAAGCACAAAUAUCAGAUUGUGCAUCAGAGACAUUCUCAGCUAUUCGUACAGUUAGGUCUUUUGGCGGUGAAAAACGUCAAAUUUCUUUCUUUGACAAUUUGGCACGUGCUUACCAAAAUAGUGGCACAAAAUUAGGAGUGCUGAAAUCUGCUAAUGAAUCAUUAACUCGUGUAGUGGUUUAUGUAUCCCUAAUGGCGCUUUAUGUUCUUGGUGGAAGCAAGGUCAAUGCGGGAAAAUUGUCAGUUGGAACCAUGGCAUCUUUUAUUGGUUACACCUUCACGUUAACCUUUGCUGUUCAAGGAGCUGUUAAUACCCUUGGUGAUCUACGCAGCACACUGGCUUCUAUAGAGAGAAUAAAUUCUAUUCUGUCAGCAAAGGACAUUGAUGAUUCACUUGCAUAUGGUUUAGCCAAAGAACUCGAUAGCAAAGAGAUUGGAGAUUCCAAUGGUGGACUGUAUGAAAAUGGAUCUGUUAACAAACAUUUCAUGUCAGAACUGAAAUCAUCGAGUAGCUGUAGUAAUCUAGCCUGGUCUGGUGACAUUCAUCUGAAAGAUGUCCAUUUCUCUUAUCCACUGAGAUCUGAUGUGGAGAUUUUGAAUGGCCUUGAUCUUAUGAUUGAGUGUGGGAAGGUCACAGCACUUGUAGGGCCUAGUGGUGCUGGGAAAAGCACUGUGGUGCAACUUCUUGCACGGUAUUAUGAGCCAACUCAAGGCUGCAUCACUGUGGCAGGAGAAGACAUCCGCAUUUUUGACAAAAGAGAAUGGUCUCGAGUGGUAUCUCUAGUAAAUCAGGACCCAGUCCUAUUCUCGGUGUCUGUCGGAGAAAAUAUUGCUUAUGGUCUCCCAGAUGACGUUGUCUCCAAGGAUGAUAUAAUAAAAGCUGCUAAAGCUGCCAAUGCUCAUGAAUUUAUCAUUUCUCUUCCACAGGGGUAUGACACUCUUGUUGGUGAACGAGGCAGUCUCCUAAGUGGGGGACAGAGACAGAGAAUUGCAAUUGCACGAGCCCUUCUGAAAAAUGCUCCUAUUCUAAUACUUGAUGAGGCUACUAGUGCACUGGACGCGACAAGUGAGCGGCUUGUGCAGGAAGCUCUCAAUCUUUUGAUGAAGGGAAGGACUUCUCUGGUGAUUGCCCACAGGCUAAGCACUGUGCAGAAUGCACAUCGAAUUGCUGUUUGCUCAGCGGGCAAGAUAACUGAACUGGGGACACACGCCGAACUGGUUGCUAAGGGAGGCAGUUACGCAUCACUUGUCGGGACACAAAGGCUUGCUUUUGAGUAAUAAUACUUCAACAAACGAGUAACAGAGGUCGGACAACGCAUUUGGUGUAAUCUGGAAGUCACACGCGAUCAGGAGGGGAACGAUGCGCCUGUGUUUCAAUGGCGCCGGCAGUAGCUGGGCGAUGUCGCCGUUGGUGAGGUGGCAGAGGCAGGUGAGCAUGGCCGCGUCCUUGUAGAAUGGGUCGAAGGCGGCGCAGCACUCGCUCGAGGGCGCGAAGACGCCGCUGUCGGUGAGGAAGCCCGCGCAGGGCGUCAUGUUCUUCAGCGACGACCGGCACUCCGUUACCUCCGGCGGUGGUGGCGGGGAGGGUGUUUUGUAGCAGGGGAUCAGCGGGAUCUUCGGGAACAGCGGAGGGCAAGGAAGCAGCGCCGGAAUUGGUAGGUCAGGGAUACUGAACUCGGCCUCCGGGUGCAGAACCUCGCUGUUGGCCGGUGAUGGAGCGGUAGCCGUGCCUUCGGCUCUGAUCGCCGCCAGGUUGGGCGUGACCACGGAGAAGCCGACGAGCAAGAGGAUCAGGGAGCACUUAUUGGAAGGAGCCAUCGCGUUGGGAUCAGCCUAGGGGCAAGGCAACGUCGACGAUGAUGAAUUUAUAGGGAUGCAUGGACUGGUGUUGACUUUGACGUAGAGAAUCUAAACCGAACUGCGCCGUACAGUCUCUCGCCGGCUGUUUAUAUCGAGUUACUGGCCGUCUAGUCUGUUGAGUUUGUUAGCUGUAACAAGAAGUGGAAUUGAUCUUCUCGAUCCUACUGAUCUGAUUGAAUCGCA
Setaria italica (foxtail millet) is the source of this 3040-nucleotide messenger RNA. Its product is annotated as ABC transporter B family member 28. Lineage: Eukaryota; Viridiplantae; Streptophyta; Magnoliopsida; Poales; Poaceae. Gene Ontology annotation, molecular function: ABC-type oligopeptide transporter activity; ATP binding; ATP hydrolysis activity. Gene Ontology annotation, biological process: transmembrane transport. The coding region runs from base 155 to 2275 and encodes 706 amino acids. Gene Ontology annotation, cellular component: membrane. The record is from RefSeq and is a predicted model, not a curated record. The transcript has 17 exons.